CGGGCAAAGUGGCAAGAGAUUGCCACUGUUGUAAGCCAUGAAUUUACAGCUCCACGUUCUUCGGAACAAUGCCGGAAGAAAUUUCAAAAUGUAAAAGGACGUUCCAUCAACAAAGUCAGUGGGCUGCGGCAUCCACCAACAGGAGGGGGCCCAUCGGCUGUAUUGUCCGUGGCAGAGUCGUGUGUGGCAGACCAUCUUGCCACACACGAAGUUGUCACGGGCAUUGGCGGAGGAUUUGAUUCAGAUGACCUUGAACAAAUUUUUCGGGCCUCGAAACCGGCCUCAAUGAUCUUGGCAGAUGAGCCAACGUCUGAGGCCACUAUCCCAGAAACAUCAGGAGGUCCAUUGAAGUCGUGCAGACAAAAGACCGGGAAAGCAAAAAGAAAAAUUGUCACCACAGAGCAGUCCACAAUAAAUGAAUUAACUGCAGAAAACCUAUCGCUUGACAAUGUCAGGAUUAGGGAGGAGACCAAAAAAAUCAAGCUCCAGAUGGACCUAUUAUUAGAACAAAAAAAUGCACUUAUUUCAGUGAAGGAAAUGGCUGAUGCUGCCAAAAGUUAUUAUUUACAAAGGUCUUCCAUUGAGUUUCAUUCAGGAAAUCCUUUUUGUAGAUUCCUUUACUUUUAAUAAAUAAUUCUGCUCAACCAAUUCAUUGGAUAUUUGAAAGUAACAAGCACACUGUUAGAUUGUCUUUGAAACAUUUUAGGCUUGUCCCUGUAUUUUUCAUUGUAUAUUUGAAGGUGAUGUACUUGUUUAAGCUAACUUCUUCAAACUUACUUUUGAGAUCCUACAUCAAUCUUCAAAUAUUUUAAGCUUUGUACAGUCUUGAAUUGCAUGUAUGAUUGGCUUAGGUGACUUUAUUUUUGAUCAAGUCAAAUUGUACUUGUUGUAUUAAGUAAUGCCCUGAAAUUCAUGUGCUAUUAAAGUUUUUAAACCAUAUAUGUUAUGCCACUAAGUUUGAUGAUGACAUUUCAUAUAUAUGUUACACAUCAUUGUUCAUCCAUGUCCAAUGAAAUAUUCUUUGUAAAGUUUGCUGAAGUAAUUAUUUAUUAAGGACAUAAGGUAUGUAGUUUGCUAUAUAGUUUAUACAUAUCAAAUUUAUAAAAUGUAUGGUGCCAUAAAGUCAUCAGACAAUUAAGUUAAGGGUAUUGCUUGUUACUUUUCAAAUAUCCAAUUGCUACACAGUUCUCAUUCAUUUAUAAUUCACAAGGUUCAUCAGGAGUUUGAGAAAGUAUAUACCUAAAGUAUAAAAGUUCUUAAAAAGUAAAUAUAAUGCAAAUUAUUGGAAAACAAAAAUAGUGAUAUAAACUUAAUCAUUUUUAUAAUAGACUUGAGAAGUUGGGGCCUGUUCAUUUAUGAAAACACUUGUGAUAUGAAGCAUUCCACAUUGUUACUUGUUCAUAGUGGUAAGAUAAUUA
Molecule: messenger RNA, 1418 nt
Organism: Mya arenaria
Lineage: Eukaryota; Metazoa; Mollusca; Bivalvia; Myida; Myidae
Exons: 6
Coding region: 286-627 (113 amino acids)
Source: RefSeq, a predicted model, not a curated record